AUGAAUACAGCUAUUAGUUUUCUUGUCAAUAUGAUUAGUGAACCAGCCAUACUAGCUCAAGUAAAAGAAUCACAAGUAACACCUGUAUUUCUUCGUUUAACAUCAUGUCAAUAUAAACCAUUAGUAAUAAAUGCUUAUAAUCUUAUUGCUGAUACGACACGUGAAGAAGAUAUCAAAGAAAUGGAUAAACCUGGUCAACUACUUGAAAACAUUAUUGAUUCACUUAAAACUACAUUACAGCAACCGUCUAAGGAUACAAGUCACCACGAGCAAUUACUCGAAACUUUAAAAGGUAAUCAGUUUUGUGCAUAUAUUUUUCAUACGAACUUUCAUUUGGAAUAUGAUUACAUACAAUGUUGUUAG
Molecule: messenger RNA, 363 nt
Organism: Rotaria sp. Silwood2
Lineage: Eukaryota; Metazoa; Rotifera; Eurotatoria; Philodinida; Philodinidae
Source: the annotation of a GenBank genome assembly